This is a messenger RNA of Alternaria atra, 585 nucleotides long. RefSeq lists its product as uncharacterized. The transcript has a single exon. Bases 1 to 585 code for a protein of 194 amino acids. Lineage: Eukaryota; Fungi; Ascomycota; Dothideomycetes; Pleosporales; Pleosporaceae. The record is from RefSeq and is a predicted model, not a curated record.
AUGGCUUUGCAGGAGCUCGUAUUCUUCCUCCUAUGCACCGUCAUCACCUUCUCGACUACUCAGGCCACCCCGCUGCCGUCGCCGCAGCAGACCCUCUCUACAAAGGGCUGCCCAAAUACUCUCAUCAACCCUUCCUUUGAAACUUCAUUGUUACCUGCAUGGAUGGACAUGGUGACAGGGUCGUGGUCCUCUCGCGGCAUCUCCUCCUCUACUGGCGCACACUCCGGCCUCAAUGUAUACGCCGCGACAUCGAAUAGUUCAGAGGUGACUGCGACGCUCACACUAUCGCAAUCUUACAUUCAGCUUCCCAGCGGUGCGAUGGUGGAUUGCUAUGCAUGGGUUAAGGGGAGUAGACCGAGUGGGCAGACGCGUGUUGAGAUUUUUCUGGACCAGGUCAGCUGUGGAAAAGCGGUACUAGGAAUUGGGAGGAAAGGCUGGACAAAAGUCGGCGGCAAGAUCGCAGUGCAGGAUGUGAUUGGAGGCGUUGGCCAUUCGGUCGCGGUUAGUGUGCAGGGCGAUGGCGUGGAGGACGAGGGUGGUUGGAAUGUUGCUGUGGACGAUGUUAGCGUGGUAGUCGGGUGUUAG